CCCACAUUCUACUCACAAAACACAAUUUCUUCUCUUGUGUGAUCUUGUGAAUUAGUUGUUUAUUUCACACCAAGAAAAUGUCUCACAUAAAAAUAUCACUAUUGUCAAUGUUCACUCUCUGCUUGAUUACUUCACAGGCAGCAAGGUUCGACAUAGUAAACCGAUGUUCCUACACCGUCUGGCCAGCAGCCAUUCCCAGAGGCGGUGGCCGACAGUUGAACUCGGGCCAAACAUGGCCCCUAGACAUCCCAGCUGGAAUCUCAGCAGCGCGAAUUUGGGGCCGAACCGGUUGUAACUUUGACGGUUCAGGACGUGGUAGUUGUCAAACCGGUGAUUGCGGUGGUGCCCUUAGUUGCAGCUUAUCCGGAAAAUCUCCGACCACCCUUGCUGAAUUCACACUUAAUGGCGGAAACAAUAAGGACUACAUUGAUUUGUCUGUGAUUGAUGGUUUCAACAUUCCAAUGCAAUUUAGCUCAACCUCUAAUGGAUGCAACAAAGUACUAACCUGCAGGGAUUCUAAUUGCCCUGAUGCUUAUCAUCAACCCAAUGAUGUUAAAACGGUUUCAUGCCCCGGUGGUACCAACUAUAGAAUCGUCUUUUGCCCUUGAAAUAUUAUUGAAUCUAAAUAGUAUCGUCUGCACUACGAUGUACAACAAUAAUGCUUAGUUUAUGCGUGGAAUUAUUCAUAAAUAAUUUCUGACGAAUACAAUAUAUGGAAUAAAUUGUGUUACUUAUGAUUAAAACUAUUAAUACUAUAUAGUUCAAGUUAUUUCAUAU
Trifolium pratense (red clover) is the source of this 777-nucleotide messenger RNA. RefSeq names its product thaumatin-like protein. Gene Ontology annotation, cellular component: extracellular region. Gene Ontology annotation, biological process: defense response. The record is from RefSeq and is a predicted model, not a curated record. The coding region runs from base 78 to 608 and encodes 176 amino acids. Lineage: Eukaryota; Viridiplantae; Streptophyta; Magnoliopsida; Fabales; Fabaceae. The transcript has 2 exons.